This is a messenger RNA of Fusarium odoratissimum NRRL 54006, 1887 nucleotides long. RefSeq lists its product as uncharacterized. Gene Ontology annotation, biological process: regulation of DNA-templated transcription. NCBI's taxonomy places the organism in Eukaryota, Fungi, Ascomycota, Sordariomycetes, Hypocreales, Nectriaceae. Bases 1 to 1887 code for a protein of 628 amino acids. The record is from RefSeq and is a predicted model, not a curated record. The transcript has 5 exons. Gene Ontology annotation, molecular function: zinc ion binding; DNA-binding transcription factor activity, RNA polymerase II-specific.
AUGCAGUCUCAAGCCCACACCCAAGACGAUGCUUCAACGGAGACCAGCCGCACAAACAAGAGAACUCGCCUUGACCCACAGCUAAAUGCAACGGGCAGAGACCGAUCCUCGGGCGCCCAGCCAACCCGGAGACGCGUUGCCGUAGCAUGCAAAGUGUGCCGUUCCAGGAAGACGAAGUGCGACAGCCGCUGGCCGGUUUGCAGCUACUGUGAGAAGAGCAACUCAGAGUGCCGAUACGAUACUGUAGACUCGGCAGAUCGGCCCUUAAGUCACGAUUUGGGCAUGCAGAUCUUGCAGGCCGUCCGAGACUUAUCACAAGUUGUGAGAGAACAACGCUCACCGGACCUAUCCGAUACACCCUCUCAUACCCAACAUGUAAUACAGCCAACAAGACAUAGUGAAGCUGACUCCCUGGUCAACUUAACUGCUACACCACAGUCCAUUCCAGCUCCCGAAGGUCACGUUGAAAGAUUCUCAGAAGGACUCGAUAGGAUCUUGACAUGGAAUGUGUUUCCACAAGAAAUCGACCCUAUCCCCGUCGAUGACGGGAGCUUGAUGGCUAUGCCCGACGAGAUCCCUCCAAUAAGUUUCCCAGAGCUAAAGAGGUUGCAGAAAUGCUAUCUCAGUACUGUCCACAGCGUCAACCCCAUUCUAGACGUCGUUGUUCUCGACCAGUAUGUUACAAAAGUCUCCGAAAAUGGCCUGGACUGGACGACGCAGACAUGCCUUGUUGCCCUUGUAUGUGCCAUCGGCGCAUUGUGUCACGACCCGCAUGUCGAAACACCAAAGAGCCAUAAUAGUUGGGAUGUUGACCAAACCACGGAUAUUGCUUAUAGGUACUGGAGCGUCGCGUGUAAACGGCUUGGGAGAGCAAUGAGUCACAAUACGUUGGAAUCAGCCCAGUGUUUGUGUUUGGCAGGCAUCUGGUUUAUGUGUAAUCUACAACCACUCGAGGCCUGGAGGUAUUUUACGAUGGCAGGAAACUCCUGUUAUUCUGCAAUAUGGGCCAGAGAAUCUGCCAUGCCUUCCUGGCCACAGAAUUCCCCUUCCAGCCCACAAGCAAUCAAGCAAAGCAUUUUCUACACCGCAUAUAAAUCAGAAGUCGAGAUUCGCUACGAGAUACCCAGCUUGCCUGGCUCGAUGCUGGAACACAUCGAGGAUCGCCUCACGUUUCCGUCACCGCCAGCAGCGAAUUGCCUGUUCGACGAGACUAUAGCUUGGUACUACUUCCUCGCAGACAUCGCCGCCCGACAUUUGAUCAACCGCAUCGUCGACGCCAAGGUUGAGAUCUCCGGGUGCCCCAGCGAAGUGCAAGCCAGGACUUUACUCCGAUCAUACGAGGUUUUCGGCUCACAGCUGCAAGACUGGUAUCUGUCCCUACCGCCAGAGAUAUCGUUCCCGCCGCCGGAUGCAACCAUCUCCCCCGAGUCGAAUAUCUAUAAAAGAAUCCUUCGUUCGCGGUAUCUCUUUAUCAAGGAGCUUCUGUGUCGGCCGUUCGUACGACUAUGUCUCAACUACGACCUUGAACUCCCCAGCGCUCUGGAUGAUGAGAUAGUCAGUAUAGCCUCCCUAGGCCUCCAGUAUUGCGCUUGGCGACUAAAGGCUGUGGAUCGAAUGAACAAGCUCGAUCAUGGACUGUGGAUAUGGAUUCGAAAUAGCACAGCUUGCUCUAUGAUACUGAUUGGUGCUGCUCGGAGCCUCCAGUUCCACUCUGUCACUGCAUCUAAGCGACUAGUACUUCCUCAAGACUGGCGUGAGAUUGUUGUUUCUUUCUUACAUGGGCUUGAGAAGUAUUCUCACGAGACAAGAGGCGGCGUAGCUGCAUGCUAUCGACUUGUGACAUGGGGUCUUGACGGGUUUCAACCAAGCUCACCGGAUAUCAUUUGA